Messenger RNA from Podarcis lilfordi (Lilford's wall lizard), 9645 nucleotides. Lineage: Eukaryota; Metazoa; Chordata; Lepidosauria; Squamata; Lacertidae. The record is from the annotation of a GenBank genome assembly.
AAAGAUCAGCAGCAAUGAAGGCCUUUCUCCUUUCCGUAUUCUACCUGCUCAUUGUAGGCCAUGAGACCAAAGUGUUUGAUGCCUGUGAACUGUUUUAUCUACUGAGAAGUUAUGGAAUGGACUCCUCUACAUGGACUGGUUUACAUCAAUGUGAGUUCAUGGGGUAUACAACUUCCACCCUACUGGUAUGAUUAACUUAGAUGCAUUUUGCAGUAUGUGAUUUCAGUUUCCUCCCGUUUCGCUUUUCUGAAGAAAGUGUGUGUCAUGCAUUGUCAUGCAUAUAUUUUUUUGUUUAAAAGUAAUUAUCCUUAUUAACACUUACGAUCCUUUUUCAAAUAGUGUGGUGAAAUUGGAAAUUGGAAACUAAUAACCUAUAGAACUUGCAAGAACCAUGAGAAAGAAAUUUGUAAUAUCGUAGCAAAGUCUUAAAAGCCGUUAGAAAUGUUGUGGUGUGUACUCCCUAUUAUUUUACAAGGUUACAACAGGAAAUGCAGAAUUUUGAAUUGCUAGCUCUCAAAACUGUGAAUUGUCAACUAGCAAGAUUCAAAGGAGGCAUCACGACAUUUGAAAAGUUUUAGAAGUUGUUAGAAAUGUUUAUAGUCACCCUGUGAGCCCUUUGAAAGGCAGAAUAUAAACCAAAUAGAAUAAAAUGAUAUAUACUACUUGCUAUUUUAUAAUGUUACAACAAGAAAGAUUGAAUGAGUCACAUAUGUUAAGGCAGAAUUGUUAAUAUCAAUUAUUUUAAAGCUUUUAAACUGAAUCUGGAGCUGAAAUUGGAGUUAUUUUUAAAAUCCCAUCCUAUAUCAAUGUUUUGGAGCUGGUUUUAUUAUUUAAAAUAUAUUCCACAUUUCUGAUUUUUAUACCAUGCUUCUAUAACCAGUUGUCUGUUUGGCUACAUUUGCAAGUAACUUGACUACCAACUACUUUACAAGUGAAGGCGACCAUCCAUACUAUGGAUUAUUCCGACUGAAUGGUGCCAAAUGGUGCAGUAAUGGGAAGCAAGCCUCGAAGAACAAAUGCAGCAUUGCCUGCGAUAGUAAGUGACUCCUUAUAAACCUUUGCCAUGUGUGACUCAAGAUCACCAGGUUAUUCCUUAUUAUUAAGAAGUGUUAAAGGCUUAAGCUAGUUGGAAUGUAACCAGAAUGGACCCUAUGGGAGGAAUUUAACAUAGUGCAAUUGUUCCAUCAGUGCAUGCAUUUCAGCUUGCCAGGAGGAAUGAUUCCCCUUCUCCUAACCUCAUGCAUUGUCCUGGGGUUUCUCCUGAUCUCUUCAAGCCAAUUCGGGAGCACACAGGGGGGAGCCGGUUGUGCUGGUGGGACUCAUUAGCUUUUGUUGUUGUUGUUGUUUAGUCGUUUAGUCGUGUCCGACUCUUCGUGACCCCAUGGACCAGAGCACGCCAGGCACUCCUGUCUUCCACUGCCUCCAGCAAUUUGGUCAGACUCAUGUUUGUAGCUUCGAGAACACUGUCCAACCAUCUCGUCCUCUGUCGUCCCCUUCUCCUUGUGCCCUCCAUCUUUCCCAACAUCAGGGUCUUUUCCAGGGAGUCUUCUCUUCCCAUGAGGUGGCCAAAGUAUUGGAGUCUCAGCUUCAGGAUCUGUCCUUCCAGUGAGCACUCAGGGUUGAUUUCCUUCAGAAUGGAGAGAUUUGAUCUUCUUGCAGUCCAUGGGACUCUCAAGAGUCUCCUCCAGCACCAUAAUUCAAAAGCAUCAAUUCUUUGGUGAUCAGCCUUCUUUAUGGUCCAGCUCUCACUUCCAUACGUCACUACUGGGAAAACCAUAGCUUUGACUAUAUGGACCUUUGUUGGCAAGGUGAUGUCUCUGCUUUUUAAGAUGCUGUCUAGGUUUGCCAUCGCCUUUCUCCCAAGGAGCAGGCGUCUUUUAAUUUUGUGACUGCUGUCACCCUCUGCAGUGAUCAUGGAGCCCAAGAAAGUAAAAUCUCUCACUGCUUCCAUUUCUUCCCCUUCUAUUUGCCAGGAGGUGAUGGGCCCAGUGGCCAUGAUCUUCGUUUUUUUGAUGUUGAGCUUCAGACCAUAUUUUGCGCUCUCCUCUUUCACCCUCAUUAAAAGGUUCUUUAAUUCCUCCUCACUUUCUGCCAUCAAGGUUGUGUCAUCUGCAUAUCUGAGGUUGUUGAUAUUUCUUCCAGUGAUCUUAAUUCCGGCUUGGGAUUCAUCCAGCCUAUCUUUUCACAUGAUGAAUUCUGCAUAUAAGUUAAAUAAGCAGGGAGACAAUAUACAGCCUUGCCGUACUCCUUUCCCAAUUUUGAACCAAUCAGUUGUUCCAUACCCAGUUCUAACUGUAGCUUCUUGUCCCACAUAGAGAUUUCUCAGGAGACAGAUUAGCUUUACUAACUAGCUUUACUAAUACUAUUUUAAUAAUAUUUAUACCCCACCCACUCUGGGCGGCUUCCAAUGCAUAUAAAAACAGAAUCAAACAUCAAACAUAAAAAACUUCACAAUACAGGGCUGCCUUCAGAUGUCUUCUAAAAGUUGUAUAAUUAUUUAUCUCUUUGACAUCUGGCAGGUGCCACUACCGAGAAGGCCCUCUGCCUGGUUCCCUGUAACAUCACUUCCCAUAGUUAGGGAACCGCCAAAAGACUUCCGUGUCUGGGCUGAACAAGGGGGUUGGAGACGCUCCUUCGGGUAUACAGGGCAACACUGUUGAGGGCUUUAAAGUUCAGUACCAGCACUUUGAAUUGUGCUCUGAAACGUGAGCCAGUGAAGACCCUUUAGCUGCCAAAUUUUGGAUUGGUUUUAGUUUCCAAGUCACCUUCAGAUGUAGCCUUACAAAAGUCCAAGUGGGAGCAUGGACCACUCUGGCAAGACAGUCUGCGGGCGGGUAGGGUCUUAGCCCCCAUCCACCCGCUAUCCCCUCAAAAUAGUACUUGCCAGGAUUCAGCCUCAAUCUGUUAACCACCAUCCAUCCUCCAACCACCUCCAGACACUCACAGCCAGUUGAAAUUAAUUAAUAUGACUAAGUUAGGUCCAUUAAUUCCAGUUCCCCAUGAUCCUUCCUUCCUUCCUUCCCCUCUCUUUGUGUGGAAGGCUUUCAGACUCCUUUAUCAUCUGGGUGGCUCUUCCUUUUUCUUUCAUAUGUUAUUUUAUUAGUUUCCCUAUAUUAAUCCAAUUAUACAAAUUAUACCAAUACCAAUUGAUUCCAAAUUAAUUCCAAUUAAUUCCAAAUUAUGUAAUGCGAUUUAAUCAAUCAAUCAAUCAAUCAAUCUUUAUUACGGUCCAGAGACCCAACAAAUCGUUACAAAGCAAUGCACAAUUCAGACAGGCGAUCUGGUUGCGACAUCUGUCACCCCAUUGAUCGCCAGGGUUGAUUCGGCUGAUCUGGCUGGCUAGGCAGGUGUCCCCUUCCUCCCUCACCGCUCCAUGUGUGUCCCUUCCGAAGUUGCGCACUCGGUGGAAGAGGACGACCAUCCCAGAUAGAAGGAGUGUACCGAUCUUCGGUCAAGGGUAUAUGAUAGCUGUGCUCCUCUGCUAGAACCUCCAAACAAGCUCAAUUUAAUUAAAGUGGUUUGCCGCGCUCCAUAGUGCAUUAUAUUACUGCGAUUCAUAUUCUUAUUAGCUUCUAAUUACAUUCCAAUUGAUAUUAGAAUCACUUAGAUAGCAGCUGCAUUCUUAAAGAUUUCUGUUCCUGUUAUUAUGUUAUUUAACUUUUCAAAGAAUUUCAAGUGAGGAGCUCUGACUUUUUUCUUUUCAGUCAGCAUGUGCCAGUCUAAUAUGUCCAACUGUUCGUACCCUUGGCUUUGUUUGCUGCCCCGUCCUUGAGGUUCAUCUGCUGCUCUAGGGUGGAGCUAUAAUCCCAGAGUUUCUCGAGGUUUCUCAGUUUAGCUCCAUCCCACAAUGCUCCCAUACUGCUUGGCUUCUCCAGACAAACAACAGUCUACAGCAGUCUACUCCUUCCCGCUGAUCAGUUUUGAAGCUUUGCCAUUUCCUCCUCAGCCUGUUUCAAGCAUAGCCGCAGGUAGUCUGGCAGCUCUUUCCUUUUGAUUCACCACCAUCCUUAAAGCCUCUGUUUGUCCACAGCCACCAAAUUCCUUUCAUCUUUAUGACUGCAUUUUCUGGCCAAUGUCCUUCCUCUAAGGCUGUAUCUCAACUCCUCUUGGUCUCUUGGUCUCUUUUCUUUUUCCAUUGUUUUUGAGGGGUGGGUGGGGAUCAGCUCUGAUUUCACAAGAUGAUCCAUUCAAACAAUAGAACUCCCCCCACUUCCAUCACUUUAAACCACACACAGCUUCAGCUGUUCUUUUAAUCUCAAUAUUACUCCAUACAAUAAUCCAUCCUCACUUGUAUAUCUUUAAAACUUGCAUUUGAUGGCGUCUCCUCUGGUGUAUGCCUUACUUUAUGCCAAUUAAAAUCCAAUUAAUAGGAGAAGCUCUGCUUCUGAAUAGCAGCAUGGGGGUUUGCGUCAGGCAAAAAGCUUUUGCACCCAGUGCCUCAGUCUGCCCCCAUAUUGCAUGCAGGAGCAGGAGCCAGGCAUCAAGGUGAUCUGUGGGUGAAGUCUGUUCCUCCCAUGCCCUGGGAUUUCCAUGCCCUGGGAAUUUUUUCAAAGAGGGCCAGAUUUGAUGACGUGAAGGGCCCCAACCUUUGAAGUUGUUGAGCUUUUUUUAGGGUUGGAGUUUUUGAGGUUUUUUACAAUUUUACCCCAGGAAAUAAACUGCCACAGGGGCCAGAUUAAACCAACCAGCGGGCUGGAUUAGGCCCCCGAAACGGACUUUGGACAUGCCUGAUUUAACCCCUUUCAUUCCCUUCUUCUUCAUCUGCAUCCCUCUGCAGUGUUGAGAGAGCCUCCUCCAUUUGGGCAGACAGGAACAAGAAACCUCUGGGUGGCUCUUCCUGGCAUGAAGAACUUUCCCUAAAGGGGACAUGAUUAAGAGUUUCCCACAGGCCUCUGGCUGGCCACUGUGAAGAUGGGCCAUUGGCCUGAUCCAGCAGGCUUGUCUUAUGUUCAUGCACGCACCAGGAAAUGAAUUAGAGGGAGAACAUGCUGUCUCACUCCCAGUUUAAACUGGAGAAUUGUUAAUCAGAUUCACACUUGGCAUUUGUGACUGUUGUGCCCACAUACUAGGCUUGCUUGGGCCAAAGGCUUAGACUCCGAGACAACCUGGAAGCUUUUACGCUAUGCACACUAAAUAACCACAAGGUAGUGUUACACCUGAUACUGAAUUGAAGAUGCCUAGUGGAGGUUUUAGGCUCAGGUUCUUCUAUCUUCAUCACAGAUUUGGAACAUGUUUCAACAAAUCAUAAUACCCCUGAGCAUAACACUGAAACAUAAUACUAUGAAGAGAUAUUUGGAAAGAACAAAUAAGCUUAUUCAUAUCUUUUAUAGAUGCUCAAAGUAGUUUCUUACUUCAAAUAUUUAUCAUCCUUUGCAAAAUUGCAGUUGCUUUUGCAGCAGCUAUUAGAGGAACAAUCCUAUAAGAUACACCAGGAUGAGCACAGUUAGGAGCCAAUGGAUCUCUGGCAGAGCUGGGAAAUUCACAGUGCAGCUGGGCUCCCUGUCCUUGGCCCAGCUGGAGAUACUACAGCAUAUUUUCCACAGCCAUGAUGCAGCCAGUUUAGCCAAAUUUGGCAGAUCUUAAGACAGAGUAAGCCCUGAAAAGGGGGCAUUCUGGGGAUGUGGUGGGGGCAGGACCAGAGGGGACUUUAGCUGAAUCCUAAGCCUGUUCAGCUCUACCAUGGGACCUGGCAACUUGGUGUUAGUUAAGGUGGCGGGAAGGGUGAUGUAGUGUAACUCUAAAGUCUGUUUUGAAGGCUUGUUUCUCCUCUGCCAGGCUUAGGCUGGCUCAGCAAGCGGUAGCCCUGCUCCUGAUUCAGAUGGUUCAGCAUGACUCUUAAUCUCAGGGUUUUGGGUUCUAGCCCCACUUUGGGCAAAAGAUUUUGCAGGUGGUUGGACUAGAUGACCCUCGUGGUCUCUUCCAACCCUACAAUUCUAUAAUUACCUAGAGUUUAGAUCUGAUACUUUACACCAGCUUGCUUAACAUCAGCUUCUUACAUGUAGAAUUGCUCCCUUAAACAUAUAUAUUGCAACACGAAAGAGUUAUAUUCAUAUUUGCUAUGGAGCAUUACCACCUAUCACAUCCAACAGUUCCUCAAACAUGGAAAGCUAACUGGAAAGAGUAAAGGUGGUUGCUUUGAGUUAAGGUAAAAGCUCACAUUCCACAUAUACACAGCUUCCAGAAUCAAAGAUCCAUGAAGUCUACCUGGACCAGGAUUUGUUUUUCCUUGACUUGCUUUUAUUAACAUCCUCCACAGAGUUCCUAGAUGAGGAUAUUAAAGAUGACACCGAGUGUGUGAAGAAAGUUAUUGGAGACAAGGAGAUAGUCAGUUCAAAACAGUUCUCUGAAUGGUGAGUAAUUGCAUCAGCUUCCCUGCAUGUAAGAAUGUUUUAAUAAGAAAAAACCAAGGAGCUAAAAAGUACCUGAAGUCCUGCUGUCUGAAGUCCCACACCCCAGCUCAGCUGGAGAUACAUUGCUGUAAGUCAUCCACCCUGAUUCAGACACCUCAGCCAAGGUUUCACCCCCUGAGCUGAAACAGGCUGAGUACCAAAACAGGGUGAGUACCAAAAAAGAGUGAGGUAGGUUGUCAUGCCCACGUUAUAUAACUCGUCUUCCAAGGAGGAUGUGGCCAAAGAUGCUCUCAAGCUCUCAGAAACUGGCAGCACUCAGGAACAGCCCAAAGCAACAGUUGAGGAGGUGUCAGGACUCUUGGAAGAGAUUGGCGAUGGUUCCUAGUUGCAGAGAGGUUGCUCUGUCAGGGCCUGUCCAAUAUAUAUUGGCACCUGAGGUGAACCACAAAUUGACCCUCCCCUCCCUGGCUCUGAAGAAGGGGUAAGUGAAGAUCUACAUCAAGAACAAGGGGGAAAUAAAGAUUUACCUUGGGAUCUGCUGCCCUUGUGGACCCUGCUGCCUGAGGUGAUCUCCUCACUUUGCCUCAUGCCUCUCUGGAGUGGAAACAGAACAACCCCUGAGUCCCUGGGAGCAAUGGUGGUUCAAGAGGCAGGCUGAGACUAUCUUACUCAAGAGAAGUGCUCAGAUGCAGUGGUGGACUCCUCAUGAGUAAAGGGCUACUCUGAGUAGGGCCUCCUCACAAUGAGGGUUUUCUGCAUCAACCUGGGCUUUAGCUGAGCUCUGCAAUGAGGUUCCGGCCUGGGGGUCCCUUCCAAUUCUACAGUGCUACGAUUCUAUGUCUCAGUAUGAGGCUGCAAGAGCAGCUGAAGCAACAUCUUCUGACUGUCUCUGUGUGCCCAGACUGUGGACUGCAUCCUGUGUUCUUGCCCAACCCGCUAGCUAUGUGCCUAAUCCCACAAGCUGUGGAUUGCAGCUUGUGGGUCUUGCUGUGGAUCCUGGUGAGCCUGAUACUUACCACUAUUUCAAAUUUCAUUCAGCACAGGCAUGUGACCUAGCAACCCAGCAGGACUUAGCCUUUGGCCAUCUCAGCUGGCAGAAGCCCCACUCCUGAAUGGAAAUGUAGCAAUUAGUGUUACCUGGUAAUCAGGGGCACCAACUAUAGCGGGCUUUGGGUGCCCGAGCACUCACAAAAAGUUUGUUGUGGGUGCUUGGCACCCACACCACAGGGCUCCAACCACAACUUCCGGUGCCUCGCAAAUCACCAGAAGUCGUGUCUUGCGAGACCUGGGAGAUGUUUUCAGAGGUCUUUCGAACUCUUGGAACCUGACUUCCGGUGGCACUGGAGGUCAGGUUCCGAGGCCGGGACACACGCGUUACAUCACAUCUAUAACCUGAGGCCCAAGACAGCUCCCCUGCUGUUAAUGGCUUGUUGACUGUUAUAAACAUUUGAUUGACUGACGUGACAUGAAGAUUGCAGGUAAAUAAUACUACUACUACUACUACUAAUAAUAAUAAUAAUAAUAGUAAUAUACUGCCCAUCUGGCUGGGUUUCCCCAGCCACUCUGCGUGGCUUCCAGAAAAAUACAAAAAAGGUAAAAAAACUUCCUGAUACAGAGCUGCCUUCAGAUGUCUUCUAAAAGUUGUGUAGUUCUUUACCUCCUUGACAUCUGAUGGGAGGGCGUUCCACGGGGUGGGUGCAACUACCCUCUGCCUGGUUCCCUGUAGCUUUGCUUCUCGCAAUGAGGGAACCGCCAAAAGACCCUCGGAGGAGGACCUAGGCUAAGUGAUGGGGGUGGAGAUGCUCCUUCAGGUAUACAGGGCCGAGGCCAUUUAGAGCUUUAAAGGUCAGCACCAACACUUCAAAUUGUGCUUGGAAACGUAAUGGGAGCCAGUGAAGGACUGGUGCUAUAUGGUCACAGUGAUCACUCCCGGUCACCAGUUGCCCCAUUCUGGAUUAGUUGUAGUUUCCAAGUCCCCUUCCAAGGUAACCCCACAUAGAGCACAUUGGAGUAGUCCAAGCGGGAGAUAACCAGAACAUGCACCACUCUGUCAAGACAGGGCGGGAGACAGGGAGGGUCUCAGCCGGGGUACCAGAUGGAGUUGGUAGACAGCUGCCCUGGACACAGAAUUGACCUGUGCCUCCAUGGACAGCUGCGAGUCCAAAAUGACUGGUCGCACCUGGUCCUUUAGGGGCACAGUUACUCCAUUCAGGACUAGGGAGUCCUCCACACCUGCCCGUCCCCUCUCCCUCCAGUCACUCACACAGGACCUUCACUGCCUUCACUGGUUCUGAUUUAAAGGAGAGGUAGAGCUGGGCUUCAUCUGUACCGAUGAACACCCAGCCCAACCCCCCUGAUGAUCUCUCCCAGUUUCUCUGAGAUAGGGAUGAACAUAACUUUCUUGAACCAAAUAAAAUUUUUUAAAAAUUAUCCAGUGGCACCUUAAAGACCAACUAUGUUUGUUCUGGGUAUCUUUCGUGUGCAUGCACACUUCUUCAGAUAUUAAUAAUAAUAAUAAUAAUAAUAAUAAUAAUAAUAAUAAUUUUGACUGUGUCAGUCCAACACGGCUACCUACCUGUUUCUUGAACUAGUUAUCUAGGGUGGACCAUGACGUGUCUUUCCAGCCCUGAGUGAUUACUGGCUGACAAGGAGAAAUACAAUAAACUGUUUACAUUUAAGCACUGUGUUACUUUUAUCAAAAGUUUAGGAUUCAGAGAAGCAAACUUGAUAUGAUUGUACACAUGGUUUUAUCAAGAGUCUGUGUUUUUUUGAGAAUGUACAUGUGUACAUGUGCACAAAAAGAAUCUUAAUGUGUUGCUCACCAGCUCUUUCUCUCCACCACCCCUUGCGCUUUUAGGCCACUCUAUGAGAAGCACUGUGGUGUGGAAGCAAUCACCAUAAUUGCUUUACGGUGUGUAAUGUUUUUCCCAAUGAGUGAAUGGUUCCAACAACUGCUGAAGAAAAAGAAAGAGAACCCAUUACACAUAAAGGUUCAUAAAUGAUGGUCAAUACUUCUUGUUUUCAUGUUUUUUUAAAUCAGUUACAGUUGAUGAUUACAGUAGACCAAUUGUAAAAUGUUAGGUCUUUAACAGACACUGAAACAUUCAUAGAAUUGAGGAUCAUCUGCAGUGCAGGUGUAUGCAGAUGUCCCAUAUAGAGAUCAAACCUGUAACUUUGGCAUUAUCAGCACCAUACUCUAACCAGCUGAGGUAUCCAGACUGAUAACUCUUGAUUCUUGGUCACUUCUUGUAUUUUUAUGUUACAAUUCUUUAUUCAUAAACUUGUCAUAGAACAA